Molecule: messenger RNA, 1829 nt
Organism: Plectropomus leopardus (leopard coralgrouper)
Lineage: Eukaryota; Metazoa; Chordata; Actinopteri; Perciformes; Serranidae
Gene: otud3
Product: OTU deubiquitinase 3
Biological process (GO): protein K27-linked deubiquitination; protein K48-linked deubiquitination; protein K11-linked deubiquitination
Molecular function (GO): cysteine-type deubiquitinase activity
Source: RefSeq, a predicted model, not a curated record
UUGUAAACAAAAACCAGAAACGGACAAUCACUACAUUCGUCUUAUGAGCAACCAAAAAAUUAAAAAGACGAGACAUAGCAUUUUCUUUUGGGCCGCGGUUUGUUAAAGUUCCAGAUGUUUGGCAGUGGUUGAUGCCAUCCCAUUCCUGUAAGAAGACAUAUUUUGGUGUUGUAGGCCCGCAGAAACGACUGUAGCCAACAUGUCGAGGAAGCAGACACCCAAACCUGUACGAAGCAACAAGAAAAGUGAACUGGAACGCAAGAGGGACGAGCGGGCAGCACGCAGGGCCAUCGUAAAAGACCGAAAGAACCGGCCUCAGGAUGGCGAUGAAGGAGCAGAGUUUGUCAGUUUCUCCAAUCAGCUCCAGGCCCUGGGGCUCAAGCUGAGAGAAGUCCCCGGAGAUGGGAACUGCCUGUUCAGAGCUCUGGGCGACCAGUUGGAGGGUCACUCGCGGGGUCACCUGCGGCUUCGGCAGGAGACCGUCCAUUAUAUGAUGUCCCAUCGGCAAGACUUUGAACCAUUCGUUGAAGAUGACGUCCCCUUUGCACAGCACUUGUCCAACCUCUCUCAGCCCGGUACGUUUGCUGGAAAUGACGCUAUUGUGGCUUUUGCUCGCAGUCAGCAGGUGAAAGUGGUCAUCCAUCAGCUCAACACGCCGCUGUGGGAGAUAAACGGUGCAGAGAAGCAGGCGUGCAGAGAGCUACACAUCGCAUACCGCUACGGAGAUCAUUAUGACAGCGUGAGGCCGACUGGAGACAACUCUGAGAGUCCUGCUCAGCUCCGCAUAGAGAGUUUGCAGAAUUCACAUGGGCAGCAGCGUGAGUUUGGGGACGGUCAGAGGGAAAGACAGAAGAACUCGUCUCCCACAACCUCAGAGGAGGACAACGUGAUCCUGAGCUCCAUCAAGAAUCGAGGAAUCCCGGGUGAUGAGGAGAACCUGCUCCAGCUGAGCGCAGCAACCAUCAACGCUGAAUGGCUUGUUGGCUCCGUGCUGGGUCAGUCCUGCCAGGGCCAGUGUGCCUCAGGAUCCUGCUCAGCCUGCAGAGCUGCAGCCUCAGACUGCACUGAGCACAAACAGUCAGCAGAGGGCGCUAACCUACAAAAACCAAAGGUAUCCAAUAAGCAGAGGAAAGAGCAGCAACGGCAAGAGAAGAAGAAGCGUCAGGAGGAGAGGCAUCGGCAGAAGUUCCUCCAGAGUAAAGGGAGUCAGGACCAGAACCAGAACCUGCCAGAAGCUGUUACUUUAGUACCAGCUCUCAACACUCUCAGUAUAUAGACUGGAGCAUGGCCAAUAUUACCUACUGCUAAUCUAGCUACCGGUGGCUGACGCUGUUUUGCACAUAGUCCAAUUCGAAUCAGUCACAGCGGAUGACUUUUCCUAAAGAGAACCCUAUAGUUUCUUUGCAAAAGGUAUAAAGGUGCCUGCAGACGUGUGUGUGUGAGAUGUGUGAGAGCUGUAAAGGACAGAGAGUGAAAGAGCACGACCUUCAGUGUAUUUGUCGGGUAUUGAUGUAGUUCAAUCCCCGGUUGCCGUUGGUGUUGGAACUCCUCAGAUCCUACCACUGCUACCCAGCCCCUCUCUAUGCUGGACAUCUGGCUUUCCAUGACAACCAUGCAGAUAAUCUCGUGCAGCUGGGCUUUUUUCGUUUGCCACAGAUUGAGUUGAUUCAGAUUGUUCAAUCUGACCAAAGGAGGAGGUAAGAGAAGAGCGGAAGGUGAAUGAUUGUUAUGCACACUGUGUACGGAAUGUGGCAAUAAAUAAUAAUAAAUGAUAAUUUACUGUUUUUGAGCACCAGAUAAUAUAUUGCAUAUUAUCUGGGAUGACAUCA